AUGGCUUCAUACAAACAAAAACUUGAGCAGACAAGAGAGAGAUUGAUUAUUGUUCAGGACCAGAUUCAGCAGGAUCCUUUAGCCUAUAUCCUGUUUGACUUAGAGAAAGACACACUAGCUGACAUUGAAAAAUGGAGCAAUGUUGAGGAACAAGUGCUGAGGCAGAAGUCCAGGGCAUGCUGGAUUGAGUGUGGUGAUGCAAAUACAAAAUACUUCCAUGCCCAAUGGAAGAUUAGAUCUAGCCAGAAUAGUAUAACCUCUAUAUACACUGACACAGGAAUGAAGGUAACUGAUCCAAAAUUGGUUGAGCAGGAAUUCAUCAGAGUAUUUAAGUCCUUGAUGGUAGACUGUGCUACUGAAAUGCCUUGUGCAAAUACAACUAUAAUCAAGGAUGGACCAUGCUUAACUAUUUUACAACAGAGAGGAUUAAUUCAGAAAAACAUAGUGAAGAAGGACAUCUUUGCAGCUGUGAAGAGCUUUUUUACUACCUGUAGCCUGCCUGGAAUGAUCAAUACUAUAGCCAUCACCUUAGUACCUAAAUUCUCAGCACCUUCAACAGUCAAGGACUAUAGGCCUAUUGCAUAUUGUACCAUAUUGUAUAAGAUUAUCUCUGAAGUCAUUACUAGAAGAAUCAAAACUGUUCUUGAUGGUUUGGUUGGACAUUCCCAAUCAACAUUCAUUGAAGGGAGGUGUAUUAUUGAUAACAUACUACUCAAUCAUGAGUUAUUUAAAGGAUACUCCAGAAAAGGUAUCUCUCCUAGAUGUGUGCUGAAGGUGGAUUUGAGGAAAGCCUAUGAUACUUCGGAAUGCGGAUUUCUCAGAAGAAUGCUUGUUGAUAUUGGUUUUCCCUUCAAGUUUGUGCAAUGGAUAAUGGCAGGUGUUGCUACAAUGUCAUAUUCCUUGGUGCUAAAUGGAGGAAUGAUCAAACCUUUCAAAGGCAGAAGGGGGAUUAGACAAAGAGAUCCAAUGUCUUCAUACUUAUUUGUCAUUGCAAUGGAAGCUGAUAUUGAGUCUAUUAGAAUCCUUAAUGCUUCAUUUCCCAAAUUCUUAGUUGUUUUUGGCUUGCAGGCAAAUGUGGAUAAAAGAAAGCUUCCUUUCAAAUAUUUGGGGAUUCCUUUAGAUUCUAAAAAGCUAUCAGUUCAGCAAUAUCUACCUCUUAUUGCGAAGAUAACUGCAAGGGUCACCUGCUGGCUAGCUAAGCUUUUAUCUUAUGCUGACAGAUGUGACUGA
Messenger RNA from Nicotiana tabacum (common tobacco), 1230 nucleotides. NCBI's taxonomy places the organism in Eukaryota, Viridiplantae, Streptophyta, Magnoliopsida, Solanales, Solanaceae. The record is from RefSeq and is a predicted model, not a curated record.